Acanthoscelides obtectus is the source of this 744-nucleotide messenger RNA. Lineage: Eukaryota; Metazoa; Arthropoda; Insecta; Coleoptera; Chrysomelidae. The record is from the annotation of a GenBank genome assembly.
AUGAAGAUAUGCCUAUGCUAUCUCGGUCACCCUGGAUAUCAACAAGGUAUUGAUCAGGAACUUAAUCAUGUUAAUCAAGCAACGGUAUCUCAGACUGUGGAUAGAGUUGUGAACAGCAUAGUUGCACAGUCGAACGAAUGGAUCAAGUUUCCAACUGCCAACCAUGAACUGAUGGAGGCCAAGCGGAUAUGGCAAAGCAUGUAUAAAUUUCCGACAGCAAUUGGUGUAAGUGAUUGUACACAUAUAGGAAUCCUGAAACCGAAUCGCGAUGGAGAUGAGUAUAUCAACCGAAAAGGGAAACGUGCUUUAAAUGUGCAAGCCACUUGUGAUGCCAUAGAGAUGUUCAUAAGUGUUGAGUAUGUUUGUCGCGUAAAGUUGGAAAAUGUGCCGAAAAUAAUUAUUGCUUGUAUUGUACUCGAUAAUGUUGCAAGGAGCUUGGGCAAUCCUGACUUUGAAUUAGUUGAACAAGACCCAGGUGAAGAUGAAGCAAAUCAUGAGAAUGACGAACUUCCUCUCCGCCAACUAGAUAUCCAAGAAUUCUACGAAUUGACUCUACUAGACGAGAAUAAGUCAGUUCAAGAAAAAACAGCUGAAACGAUACGGAUAGCUAAUAAAUGGGAAGCCAACGAUGGUCCCAUCAUACCGGCGUACACAAAUAAUGAGAUGGCUAUAAAUUUCAAUGGCCUGCUGGCCGCCAAACGGAACCACAUACAGGGUGUCCAACGGAGAGCAAUUGAUUACUAA